GUAUACUUAAGCAGAUAUAGACAUAUUAUAUAGUAGGUACUUAAUAGUUACCUAUAAUAAUAAUUUAAAGUUGUAAUAAAACACAUUUAUUCGAUUUUCAAAAGAACAAUAUGGAGACACCUGAAUCAUUAACCACCUGUAAUGAAACGAAUGUUGAAAAAAAAGUUGAAGAAGAAAAAGUAACACAGGAUGAAUUAAAUAUUAAAAAGGAGCACAAAGAUGCAUUAAAUUGUACUGGGUUUGAAAAGGACGAAUGGUACAAAUAUUACUAUAUUGUCAAAGUAGUAGUGUUUACUUUGUUGAUUUCGAGCUUCCUUUUGAUCGUGGGGAUGACAGUACAUGUGGCGCGAAUUCUGUAUCUGAGCUUACAGAAGAAAAUAUUUAUUUCUAAGAUUCUUAACAAAGAAUUGUAAUACCGGGAGAAAAAUAAUUGAAUCACUUCAACAUGCAUUAUAGCAUUUUGUAUACAUUUAAUAUUAAUAGUCAAUAUAGAUUAUCAUAAUUUAUUACUUAUUUAUACUCGUAUUAUUUAUUCAUAGUUCAAUCACAAUUUGUUUUAUUUAAUGCGGACGGUAGUUGAUAUAAUGUUUUUAAUUUUUUGUAAGUAUUGAACAAUGUUUUAUCUUUUCGAAAUCAUUGAACAACUAGGUAUUUUUUUACACUGUUAGAAAUGUGUAUAUAACCGUUAUAAUUCUAUAAACACUAUCAGUGGCGCCGAACUAUAUUUGAAAAGGGGGGGGGGGCAAGUAAAAAGUUAUACGGACCACCACCCCCGUUUACAAAAUAAAAACGCUUGCUACAGUGCUGCAUAUGAAUUCAUUAAAAGCUUAGGAGUUAGGAACAUAAUUCAUAAGUAGUUUGCUGGGGUACCCACGGACCCCCACGACCCCACCCACUGAAAAAAGGGGGGGCGGUUGCCCCUCUAGGGUUAUUGGUUCGGCGCCACUGAACACUAUAAACCUUGUAUGUAUUUUAAAUUUAAAUUAAAUAAACCCAUUAUUUAUUUCUUCCCA
This is a messenger RNA of Acyrthosiphon pisum (pea aphid), 1013 nucleotides long. RefSeq lists its product as uncharacterized. NCBI's taxonomy places the organism in Eukaryota, Metazoa, Arthropoda, Insecta, Hemiptera, Aphididae. The record is from RefSeq and is marked predicted.